UCUUUAGGAUAAAUACCAAGGAGUAGGAUAGCUGGGUCAUAUGGUGAUUCCAUUCUUAGAUUUUGGCCAAUCUCCACACUACUUGCCUGGGUAGUUGUACGAAUUUGCAGUCCAACAACAAUGUAUGAGUGUACAUUUUCUCUCACAAACAGAAGCUAGAGCAAAAUAGGGAAAAAAGGGGAAAUCCUGUGAAAGUAGAAGGGAGUUCACUGGAGUAGAGGAAGAGGAUAGAGGAAGAGGGUGGAGGGACGGGAAAAGGAAGAACCAUGGAAUGAAACUGACCAAAUGAUGGUGUGCACAUAUAUGAGUACACCACAGUGAAUUUCAUCUUAAUGUAUAUCUAUAAAUCACCAGUUAAAAACAAUAACUAAAUAGAAGGAAGACCCAUAGAGUAGAGGAAGGGGAAUGGGAGAUGGGGAGGAAAUGAGAAAGUAAUGGGGACUAAAAUGAAGCAAAUUAUAUUUCAUGCAUAUGUAGGUUUAUCAAAGUAAAUCCUACUACUAUGUAUAACUAGUGCAUGAAUAAAAAUAUUUUAAAGAGCAAAUGGAAAAUUUGCAUUAUAUUUAAGUAACUUGUACUCAUUUAUAGGUAGAAAAUAAAGCCAUGCUUACAUUGGGCUGUCUGACCAUGGACACAGGGCAUCAUGCAGGAGAAUCCUGGCAGGCUGUCCCAUCAACAAGCCAAUCAGCCAUUUCUCUUACCAGCAGAAAGAGAGCCUUUCCCACUGUGUUAUUUCUUUUGAGAUUCCUGAGGAUCACAGGAUAACACAGAAGUGGGGGUGCCUGCUGCAUGCACUAUGGAAGAACAGCCACAGGUCACAGUAGGGGAUACUCAUGAUCAUUCAGCACAGAUCUCUGUCUUGUACCCACUCUGGAACGUCCUUACAGCUGACUACAUGGUCGUCCAUGCUUGUAAAUAGCCCACUCAAUCUCAAAAGAUCACCUUAUGUCAGGUCUUGAUUUUAUUCUUAUUCACAGAACUGGGAAGACUUUAAAAAUAUAACUUGAAUUGUACCUGUGGUUAAGACCUCUGCUAAAGACUUUCUGUCAGCUGGGAAAUAAUGAAACAUUUAGUGGACUCAAUUCAGAGUCUAAGCAUUUAUUUUUUAAUCUUUCUACUGUACUUAUCAUUUCUGAGCUAUAUGGGAAGUUGUUGGUAUCUGAGACUCAGUAUUGUUAUCUGAGUUAAUUUCUAGUUGAGAUAACUCCAAUGAGGAAGGAUUAAAUAGAUAUAGGGCCUCUGUAGGUGAUAAAUGUGUGAUGCAUAUAUAAAUUUAGGGAAAAAUAAAUGUGUUAUUACUAAUGAUAAAUUUAUUCUUCAUGCUACUCAGCUAAAACAUCAGCCACCUGAUGUUGCUGUUUUCCUGUUUCUUUAUGGGAUAUUUUAUUUUCAGUCCUACAGAUGUAUAUGCUCUGUAUUUGGGAAGAAAAAAAUCUCCCUUUCUCAUUUUGAAUUAUCCAGAGCCUAUGCUUUGCUUGGCAUGAGGAGUCACAACAUCUAAAUAUUGCAAAUCAAAGAAAUUAGUCCCAAGGUCUUAGAACAAAACAAGAUAUAUUGAACUGCCUCUUAAUUUCUUUUUAUUAAAAUUGUUUUUUUAAUUAAAAAAAAUUUUUUUUAAUAAAAAGGAAGCUUACUACCUUCCCCCAUUUUUCCUUAAAGAGUAGACUGCAUUUUACUUGUUUCCUCCACUGCUGCUGGACUUCUGAUGGUGUGGAAGGAAGCGAUGGAUAUUGCAGAAAGCAAUAACCAAGGAGUACAGGAAGAAUGGGUUAUUUGCUACUGAGAAGUAUUGUUGAAGGUGUCCAAUCAAUAUAGAUCCACAAAAUCUUACACGUGUUUCUGAAUUUCAACUUGUGAACCUCUCAGAGGAUCUGGACCUGCAGCCCAUACUCUUUGGCCUGUUCCUGUCCAUGUACCUGGUCACAGUGCUUGGGAAUCUGCUCAUCAUCCUGGCUGUCAGCUCUGACUCCCACCUCCACACCCCCAUGUACUUCUUCCUCUGCAACCUGUCCUGGGCUGACAUUGGUUUAACCUCCACCACAGUCUCAAAAAUGAUUGUGAACAUCCAAACUCACAGCAGAGCCAUCUCCUAUGUGGGCUGCCUGACACAGAUGUCUUUUUUUCUCAUUUUUGCAUGUAUGGAUGACAUGCUUCUGACUGUGAUGGCCUAUGACCGGUUUGUGGCCAUCUGUCACCCCCUGCAUUAUCCAAUCAUUAUGAACCCUCGACUCUGUGGCUUCUUAGUUCUGGGGUCUUUUUUUAUUAGCCUUUUUGAAUCACAGCUGCACAAUUUGAUUGCAUUACAGUCUACCACCUUCAAAGAUGUCGAAAUUUCUAAUUUCUUCUGUGAUCCCUCUCAAGUCCUCAGUCUUUCCUGUUGGGACUCCUUCACCAAUAACCUAGUCAUGUAUCUUGUUGGAGCCAUAUAUGGCUUUUUCCCCCUCUUAGGGAUCCUUUUCUCAUAUUAUAAAAUUGUUUCCUCCAUUCUGAAGAUCCCAUCCUCAGGUGGGAAGUACAAAGCCUUCUCCACCUGUGGGUCUCACCUGGCAGUUGUUUGUUUGUUUUAUGGAACGGCAAUUGGAGUGUACCUUGGUUCAGUUCUGUCUCAUUCUUCUAGAAAGGGUGCGGUGGCCUCAGUGAUGUACACAGCUGUCACUCCUAUGCUGAACCCCUUCAUCUACAGCUUGAGAAACAGGGACAUUAAAAGUGCCCUAAAGAAGCUCCUUAGUAGAAUAGUCUAAUCUCAUUAUCAGUGACAUAUAUUUCAUUUUUAAUUUGGAAAACCAGUGAAGUUUAACGCUGGUACCUGUAAAUCUUGCCUCUUUGGUUACAUUAUUUUGUAAUUUAAUAACUUUACUUUCCUAAGUUUCACAGUGGAAUCGUAGUUAUAAGGGUUGGGAGAAGAAAUUAAUGGAGAGUUUAGAGUUGAGUAUAAAGGUUCAGUUAGGAAAUGAGAAAAAUUUUAGCCCUUUAUGAUGGUGAUAGUUUCCUAACAACUUUAAUUUUAUUAAUGAUAUUGAACUACAAAGUUAAUAAUGACUAAAACUAUACAUUUGAAUAUAUUUCAGCACAAUAGAAAAUGUAAAUUAAUAUUGGACAGAUUUUGAAUUUAUAAAAGGUGAUUAACAUGAAUAUAAAAAGAAAAGAAAACAGCACACACCGAAGGGUGUAGGCAAAAAUUAUGAUUUGGUCUGAGGCACAUUGUAGAAAUCACAUUACUCCAGACUGCAGUGACAUUUGGAAAAUUUAUUCAUCAAUAAACUCAUCUUUUCCAUAGUGAUGGGAUUUUUUAUUUGAAUAAUACCAUGAUGACCCAAUAUUCAUAAAGUUCCACACCACCUGUGGUGCUGUGUUGUGGAGAUGGGUGCUAUUCUCCCAAUUUCCAUUAAGCAGUAUGGGCACAGAGAGGUGGAGAGACUUGCACACAUUCUGCACAUAAUGUCAGGUUAGUGAUACAGGGCUAACAUGUUCACUUUCUGCCUCUCAUCCCUGGUUGCUCUCUUUUCUACUGAAGCCAAUAGAAAUCAUGUUCAUAACACCAGAGGAAAAUUCUUGGUGAUUUAUGGUGGAAUUUUAUUAAUCAAUAGACUGCAGUGAUACUGCCAUAAUAGGUCAUCAGAAUAAGAGGAUGUGAUGGAAAAUGACUGAUUUGUAAAAAGUUUAGACAACAGAUGUAAUGUUUUAUAGUAAAAUUGAAUAUACAAAAUGUUAAAAGUUAAAGAAAUAUCCUCCUACAUAUUAUAUGGAAAUUCCCUUGUGUGGUAUGAAUAGAGGGACAAGAAGUUUUAAAUGAUUGUUGUAAAAAUAAACCGAUAAACUAAAUGAUAUCCUUUCCUCAAAUUAAAUGCUUUGCUCAGUUAUAGCAUUUAUUGUAUAGGUAUGUACUUCAAAAACAGAAUUAAAUACACAUGUUGAAAAAAAUACACAUGUUGAUGUAAACCAGUACAUAUUAGGGGUAAUAGAUAUGUUGUAUAAUACCUAGACAGAUAUUUGUUGGUAAGAUUCUAUAAAAACUGUUUAUGGAUACAUAAAUUAAUUGACAUGGAAACAUUGUGAGGAAAAUCCACUUACAAAAUUUCUUAAACUAUUUUCCUUUGGAGAAGAGGUGUGCAGGAGAAUGAAAUCAUGCAGAGAUACCAAGAACUGAAAUUUCAUUGAUAAUUAUGUAAAUAUUGACAAAAUAUUAGUUUUGAUGCAAAUAUGAAUUAACUUCCACAUUUAAUAUAGGUAUUUGGGCUAGGCAUGGUGGUGCUUGCCUAUAUAUAUAUAUUACAUACAUACAC
Ictidomys tridecemlineatus (thirteen-lined ground squirrel) is the source of this 4283-nucleotide messenger RNA. RefSeq names its product olfactory receptor 7E24. Lineage: Eukaryota; Metazoa; Chordata; Mammalia; Rodentia; Sciuridae. Gene Ontology annotation, biological process: G protein-coupled receptor signaling pathway. Gene Ontology annotation, molecular function: olfactory receptor activity; G protein-coupled receptor activity. The record is from RefSeq and is a predicted model, not a curated record. Gene Ontology annotation, cellular component: membrane.